Talpa occidentalis (Iberian mole) is the source of this 1777-nucleotide messenger RNA. RefSeq names its product heat shock protein family A (Hsp70) member 14 (gene HSPA14). Gene Ontology annotation, cellular component: cytoplasm; ribosome. The record is from RefSeq and is a predicted model, not a curated record. Gene Ontology annotation, molecular function: ATP-dependent protein folding chaperone; ATP hydrolysis activity; ATP binding. Gene Ontology annotation, biological process: cellular response to unfolded protein; protein refolding. NCBI's taxonomy places the organism in Eukaryota, Metazoa, Chordata, Mammalia, Eulipotyphla, Talpidae. Bases 109 to 1638 code for a protein of 509 amino acids. The transcript has 14 exons.
CGGGCGCGAACGUGAAGUCUCCGCGGUGCCUGAUGGGGCUGUUCCGAGGCCGGGAGCUGUCGCUGCGGGCGCGCCACACGUCACUGCUGCUGCCGCGUCUGCCGCCUCAUGGCGGCCAUCGGAGUUCACCUGGGCUGCACAUCAGCCUGUGUGGCCGUCUAUAAGGAUGGCCGGGCUGAUGUGGUUGCAAAUGAUGCAGGUGACAGAGUUACUCCAGCUGUUGUUGCUUACUCGGAAAAUGAAGAGGUUGUUGGAUUGGCAGCAAAACAAAGUAGAAUAAGAAAUAUUUCAAAUACAGUGAUGAAAGUAAAGCAGAUCCUUGGCAGAAGCUCUGAUGAUCCACAAGCUCAGAAAUACAUCGCGGAAAGUAAAUGUUUAGUCAUUGAAAAAAAUGGGAAAUUACGAUAUGAAAUAGAUACUGGAGAAGAAACAAAAUUUGUUAAUCCAGAAGAUGUUGCCAGACUGAUAUUUAGCAAAAUGAAAGAAACAGCACAUUCUGUCUUGGGCUCAGAUGCAAAUGAUGUUGUUAUUACUGUUCCAUUUGAUUUUGGGGAAAAGCAGAAAAAUUCUCUUGGGGAAGCUGCCAGAGCUGCUGGGUUUAAUGUUUUGCGGCUAAUCCAUGAACCAUCUGCAGCUCUUCUGGCUUAUGGAAUUGGGCAAGACUCUCCCACUGGAAAAAGCAAUAUUUUGGUGUUUAAACUUGGAGGAACAUCCUUAUCUAUAAGUGUCAUAGAGGUUAACAGUGGAAUAUAUCGAGUUCUUUCAACAAAUACUGAUGACAACAUUGGAGGUAUACAUUUCACAGAAACCUUAGCACAGUAUCUAGCUUCUGAGUUUCAGAGAUCUUUCAAACAUGAUGUGAAAGGAAAUGCCCGAGCCAUGAUGAAAUUGAUGAACAGUGCUGACAUUGCAAAACAUUCUUUGUCAACCUUAGGAAGUGCUAAUUGUUUCCUUGAUUCAUUAUAUGAAGGUCAAGAUUUUGACUGCAAUGUGUCCAGAGCAAGAUUUGAGCUUCUCUGUUCUCCGCUUUUUAAUAAGUGCAUAGAUGCAAUCAGAGAACUCUUAGUACAAAGUGGAUUUUCAGCGGAUGAUAUCAACAAGGUUGUCCUUUGUGGAGGGUCUUCUCGAAUUCCAAGACUACAGCAACUGAUAAAAGAUCUUUUCCCAGCUGUUGAGCUUCUAAAUUCCAUUCCUCCUGAUGAGGUUAUCCCUAUUGGUGCUGCUAUAGAAGCAGGAAUUCUUAUUGGGAAAGAAAGCCUUUCAGUGGAAGACUCUCUUAAGAUAGAGUGUUCAGCCAAAGAUAUAUUAGUUAAGGGAGUGGAUGAAUCAGGAGCCAACAGUUUCACAGUACUAUUUCCAUCAGGGACUCCUUUGCCAGCUCGAAGACAACACACAUUACAAGCCCCUGGAAGUAUAUCAUCAGUAUGCCUUGAACUCUAUGAGUCUGAGGGGGAAAACUCUGCAAAAGAGGAAAAUAAAUUUGCACAGGUUGUACUCCAGGAUUUAGAUAAAAAAGAAAAUGGAUUACGUGAUAUAUUAGCUGUUCUUACUAUGAAAAGGGAUGGAUCUUUACAUGUGACAUGCACAGAUCAAGAGACUGGAAAAUGUGAAGCUAUCACUAUUGAGGUGGCAUCUUAGUGUUUUAGAGAAACCAUGAAUUUUUUAAAACCAGAAUAUCAACAUUAUUUGGUUUUGUUUAUAAGUGAUGUUUAUAUUAAAAUACUUUUUGAAUGAACUUUAUAAUCUGUGUUUCUAUUAAGCUACAAUACAUUAGUAA